AUGGGACCCCUGCGGCCCGUCCUGCUGCUGCUGCUGCUGCUGCUCGUUUAUAAAGACACUCUUGGGGAAGCUCAUUUUAGAAACCGAAGAGGAAUUCUUGAAUUAGCUGGAGCAAUUAGAUGCACCACAGGACGAUCUCCCUUUGCCUACCUACGUUAUGGAUGCUACUGCGGACUGGGAGGAAGAGGAUGGCCCAAGGACAGAGUAGACUGGUGCUGCUUUGACCAUGACUGCUGCUAUGAGAAGGCAGAACAAGCAGGUUGUCACCCUAAGACAGAAAGGUACCACUGGGAGUGUGAAGACAAUGCUGCUGUGUGUGACUCACUAGAAGACCAAUGUCAAAAAAUAGCAUGUGAAUGUGAUCGUGAAGCCGCCAUAUGUUUUUCUAAAGCUCCCUAUCAUACAAAAUACCUUUUGUGGCCGGACUUCAUGUGUGGUGAGAUUCAGCCUUUAUGUAGGUACUAGAUGUCAGACUUCAUAAGAACUCUGUAUGUAUUAAAAUCUAAAAUGACUUUUUUUUUUUUUUUGGUCACAGUAAUGAAAACUAAUUAUUUUCCCCUUUCUUGAGCCUCCUUCCUGCCACAUCAGCCUCUCUACCCUAAAA
Messenger RNA from Chaetura pelagica (chimney swift), 604 nucleotides. It is a transcript of the gene PLA2G10, whose product is annotated as phospholipase A2, group X. The transcript has 4 exons. Gene Ontology annotation, biological process: phospholipid metabolic process; arachidonate secretion; lipid catabolic process. Lineage: Eukaryota; Metazoa; Chordata; Aves; Apodiformes; Apodidae. Bases 1 to 465 code for a protein of 154 amino acids. Gene Ontology annotation, molecular function: phospholipid binding; calcium ion binding. The record is from RefSeq and is a predicted model, not a curated record.